AUGGCGGCGUAUAUUCGUAGAGCUGCAUGGCAAUCGCGAUCACAGCGAACACCAAUACAAGGCUUUCGACAUGCUAGAUAUAUAGCUAUCGACUCAAGAAAUCGUUUAUCCAAAUUCUGGGCACCAACGGGUGGGAUAUCACCCCAGGACAGCGAGCAAGAUGAGUCUCACUCUCUUCUCGUUAGAGGUGGCUUUCUCCGUCAGGCACAUUCCGGAGUCUUUCAUCUUCUACCCCUAGGUUUACGCGUUCAAAACAAGCUUGAAUCGCUAAUCGACAAGCACAUGAGCUCGAUUGGUGCUUCGAAACUUUCGCUCUCUUCUAUUACUACAGAAUUGUUAUGGAGGCAGUCUGGUCGCUACUCCGCCAACUCGGAACUCCUGCGCAUCAAAGAUAGGAGAGAAUCUGGCUUUCUGUUAUCGCCAACUCACGAAGAAGAGAUCACAGCACUUAUAGCCAGCAUGAUACAUUCAUACAAAGAUCUGCCACAGAGGCUGUAUCAGAUCGGAAGAAAGUAUCGCGACGAACGAAGACCAAGACAAGGACUCUUACGGGCCAAGGAGUUCAUGAUGAAGGAUCUUUACACAUUCGAUCACUCAACAGAAGCCGCGCUCAAGACUUACGAAGAAGUACGGGAAGCAUAUAACAAUCUGUUCAAUGAGCUUCGACUGCCAUACCUAGUCGCCGAUGCCGAUUCUGGUAACAUGGGAGGCAAACUGAGCCACGAGUAUCAUUUUAUAUCUCCAAAGGGCGAGGACAACGUGUGGUCUUGCAACUCAUGCGACUACGUCGCCAACGAAGAGCUUGUGGAAAAGAGCGGCCAAGCUGUAGCGUCAUGUACCGACAGCUGGUUGGCGUACACAGGUAUAAGCGUCGACAAGAAGACAAAGAUCAAUGUGUGGAUACCACGUCCAUCCGAAACUGAGACGAAUGUAAGACAGAGACAUGAGCAUGUCAAUCUUCACGCUGUCAAGAAAGCACUUCCAGAGGAGAUCGAGCUGGACACCGGUAUCGAAUCCUCAUCACUCGCUUCUCUGCUCCGAAAGGGCAGAGAUACCAUCGACCUCUUCGACCCCUCCCUUGCCUUUGAUAAGAACGAUAGGUCUCUCUCAAAUCCUCUGUCUUCCAAACUAAAUCUCACGCCCGUCGGAACUGGCGAUCCAUGUCCUCGCUGCUCGGACGGAAAACUCGACGUCCAGAAAGCCAUCGAAGUAGGCCACACCUUCCACCUCGGCACCCGCUACAGCAAGCCCCUCAACGCAGUCGUCGCACUGCCUGACCAAAACCUCUCUUCUCCAAUACAAAUGGGCUGCCAUGGUAUCGGCGUUUCGCGUAUCAUCGGAGCUGUCGCAUCACUGCUCUCAGACGCUCAAGGACUGAACUGGCCAAGGGCGAUAGCACCCUAUGAAGCCGUCAUCCUCACGUCUCCAAAGGUCGAUGAGAGCGACGCGGCAGAAGUGUACGACGCGAUCUACGGUGAAGGUCGGUAUGGAGAUGUGGAUCUAGUAUUGGAUGAUCGAGUAGCAAAGAGCUUAGGGUGGAAGUUAAAGGAUGCAGAAUUGAUUGGAUAUCCUGUCGUCGUUGUCUUAGGCAGAGGCUGGACAGACAGGAGAGAAUUAGAGGUGCAAUGCCGGAGAUUGGGGUUCAAGAAGGAUGUUGGUUUGGGUGAACUCAGGCAAGAGGUCUUGGGAUUGCUGGAUCAGUUGUAG
Messenger RNA from Alternaria conjuncta, 1707 nucleotides. RefSeq lists its product as uncharacterized. Gene Ontology annotation, molecular function: proline-tRNA ligase activity; ATP binding. Bases 1 to 1707 code for a protein of 568 amino acids. The record is from RefSeq and is a predicted model, not a curated record. NCBI's taxonomy places the organism in Eukaryota, Fungi, Ascomycota, Dothideomycetes, Pleosporales, Pleosporaceae. Gene Ontology annotation, cellular component: mitochondrion; cytoplasm. The transcript has 4 exons. Gene Ontology annotation, biological process: prolyl-tRNA aminoacylation.